Molecule: messenger RNA, 4554 nt
Organism: Physeter macrocephalus (sperm whale)
Lineage: Eukaryota; Metazoa; Chordata; Mammalia; Artiodactyla; Physeteridae
Gene: FICD
Product: FIC domain protein adenylyltransferase
Exons: 3
Coding region: 620-1996 (458 amino acids)
Molecular function (GO): protein binding
Source: RefSeq, a predicted model, not a curated record
GGGUGAACCGGGAAGGGUGCAGCGGGGCAGCGAGCCCUGGGUGGGGUUCGGAAAGGGGCGGCUCCUCAGAAUGACCUUAGUCCAGUGUCCUCGCCUCUUGGACCCUGUUUCCCCCUUCCUAGCUAGUGAGGGCUGAGAGAUUCGUGCCCCCAGAACGCACGUCCUCCUCGGGGAACUCCAGCCUUGCCGAGGAGCCCGCGCCGACCACCUGGACGAAGCAGUGACCCACACCCUCUUCCGUACAUCCCCAUUAGAGCUCGUACCAAGCCUUUUCAGAUGCUCUGUAUCAACCAGCCAGGCUCCCCCAGAAACCUUAUCAGUCAGUUCUGGGUCUUGGUCCAGUACCAGGAGCAGACGGGAUCGGGUGCUUGGGCCCUGGUUAUGAAGAGAAUAGAGGUGAAGACUUGGGUACUCUGGACCCAGACGCACUGGGAACUCGUUCCCGAAUGCCUCUGUUUAUCCCCUGUAGGUUGUCUGGGAAUUGACUUGCUCUCUGUGCAUCAGUUCCUCUCGUCUAUAAAGUGGAGCCUAGGGGCAGCUUUCCUCCGUGAGGUGGUGAGGGAUCCUGCUCUCUCCCAGGCCACUGUGGACAUGUGCAAGGGCCCCCCACCGGGUCCAGAUGACACUCAUGUCGAUGGCUUCAGUGAUGGCGGUGACUGAACCAAAAUGGGUCUCAGUCUGGGGCCGCUUCCUGUGGCUGAUACUGCUGAGCAUGGUGCUGGGCUCCCUGCUGGCCCUGCUGCUGCCGCUGGGGGCCAUGGAGGAGCAGUGUCUGGCUGUGCUCAAAGGCUUCUACCUGCUCAGGAGCCGGUUGGACAGGGCCCAGCCUGCCAUCACCAAGUGCACCAGCCCAUCCACGGAGCUCAGUGUCACCUCCAGGGAUGCAGCACCGCUGGUGGUCAAGACCAAGGCGUCUCCAGCCAGCAAGUUAGAAGCCAAAGCAGCUUUGAACCAAGCCCUGGAAAUGAAACGCCAGGGCAAGCGGGAGAAAGCCCACAAGCUCUUCCUACACGCCCUCAACAUGGACCCGGGCUUCGUGGACGCGCUCAACGAGUUCGGCAUCUUCUCAGAAGAGGACAGGGACAUCAUCCAGGCUGACUACCUGUACACCAGAGCACUGACCAUAGCACCCCACCACAAGAAGGCGCUGGUCAACCGCGACCGCACGCUGCCGCUGGUGGAGGAGAUCGACCAGCGGUACUUCAGCAUCAUCGACAGCAAAGUGAAGAAGGUCAUGUCCAUCCCCAAGGGCAACUCGGCACUGCGCCGGGUCAUGGAGGAGACGUACUACCACCACAUCUACCACACAGUGGCCAUCGAGGGCAACACUCUCACCCUCUCAGAGAUCAGGCACAUCCUGGAGACCCGCUACGCAGUGCCGGGGAAGAGCCUGGAGGAGCAGAAUGAGGUCAUCGGCAUGCACGCGGCCAUGAAGUACGUCAACACGACGCUGCUCUCCCGCAUCGGCUCCGUCAGCAUCGGCGACGUGCUGGAGAUCCACCGGCGGGUGCUGGGCUACGUGGAUCCCGUGGAAGCCGGACGCUUUCGCACGACCCAGGUCCUGGUGGGCCACCACGUCCCGCCCCACCCUCAGGAGGUGGAGAAGCAGAUGCAGGAGUUCAUACAGUGGCUCAACUCGGAGGACGCCAUGAACCUGCACCCGGUGGAGUUUGCGGCCCUGGCCCACUAUAAACUCGUCUACAUCCACCCCUUCAUCGACGGCAACGGCAGGACCUCGCGCCUGCUCAUGAACCUCAUCCUCAUGCAGGCGGGCUACCCGCCCAUCACCAUCCGCAAGGAGCAGAGGUCCGAGUACUACCACGUGCUGGAGGUGGCCAAUGAGGGCGACGUGAGGCCGUUCAUCCGCUUCAUUGCCAAGUGCACGGAGACCACCCUGGACACCCUGCUCUUUGCCACCACGGAGUACCCUGUGGCACUGCCAGAGGCCAGACCCAACCACUCUAGGUUCAAGGAGACGCUCCCUGUGAAGCCCUAACGCUCUAAAUCCUCCCUUGGUGGCAAAGGAUGUCCCGGGGGCGGGGGCAGGGGGGGAGUAAAUCCAAGAAACUCAGCACUUCUAGAAACCUAGUCAUCUCCCAGAGCAAAAGGAGAUGAGUAAGGAACUUAAACAUUCUUUACCUCCAAAUGCUUCUUUAAAGAAGAAAACUAAAUUAUUAAGCCUUGUCCCCAAGAUAACUUAUAAUUGAGCCCAGUUAUUUAUUUAUUUCCCUCUGAGCUGGUAAAUGUGUGCUGUCAGCUGUCUGUGCUGGUGGCCCCGAUCCUUGGGGUGGCCCCAGCAGGCUUUGGGGGCAUCAGUGCUCCUUGUGUGACCAGAACACAGGUUCUGGAGCAGAAUCUGCACCGAGGUGGGGGAGCUGUGGGAUGAGGUCCGGAGGAGUAACUCCUUGCAGCCCUUUCUGGAACCGGCCGCGAGGGUCUGUGACUACCUGAGAGAAGUCCACACGGCUGAGGAGAACCCGGUCGCAGUUCUGAGAAGUGACUGAAAGCUUCCUUUCGUACAGGUGUUGGCUCCCCUACCAAGAGGUUAGUGUUGUGACUAAUCCUUACCGGAAGAGCAAAUUUCUGAGAUAUGAAAUGAACGUUUACAAUAUAUCUAGAUAGAUAACCUCGCUUAUUUCAAGGAAGAUUCUUUGAGCCAUAGUUUGCAAACGCCGGUACCAGAGGCUGUUAUUUUGCCACAUCGACCGUUUCUCUAAUUAAGAACAGGGGCAUGGCUAUCCUGGGUUCUUUGUAUUGAUGUUUCUCACAUUUGCAGCAAUUCAGACCACAUGUUUCAAUCUAAAGGUUCUUCUGGGUUUGUCACCUAACAAACAAUUAAAUCCUGCUGCAAAUCAGGCAUUAGGACACAUCUGAAGACAGACGCCUAGUCAGUAGCCAACAAGCAUUUGUGAGGAGUCAAGAGCGCCAGUUCACAGGAGCCGAGAAACACCUUUGACCGCAGCCAGGAUGCGUCCCUUUAAUCCACUCACCUGCCCCACAGCCACUGUCCCCUCGGGGGGAAGCAGAGCAGAUUGCCUUGGAGGGGCCUUAUGUUCCUAGCAACUUGUUAAAAGAUAAAAUGUUACAGGUAACAAAGCCAGGUUUCCAAGUUGGCUGCUGCUGUUUAGUCUGAACGGAGCACGGAGUAAUUUUCUGAAAGAUUAGUAAGUGAAAAUGGCCCCAAGUGAUAGUUAUUCAAACCUUGAUGAAAAAUAUUUUUGUAUUUGUAUGCUGUCAUAAGGUAUUUCUUAAACCUUAACUCUUCUAAUCGUCUUGCUCUUUAUAAGCACACCAAGGAAGCCUGACAGACGUGCUUGCUUUGUACUAGAGGGAGAAAAUUUGCACUUUAGCUAUGUGAAGGGUAUUAUUUUAACAAAUUACUAAUAAAGUAUUUUGUUACAUAAAUGCCUGAGACUUUGCUACCUUAUUCAAGAGAUGAUGUUCCCAUCCAUCUAUCCUAAGGGGGAAGGAGGGAUUCCUUCGGAACUUUAGCCCUAUUCUUUAUAUUGUUCUGGGAGAAAAACAGAUCCAAGAUGGAAUUAUUCCACCAAGACAGAACUGGUUGGUUAUGUUGACAGGGAUGUAUCGCUGACCUUGCGCUAAGACACGAGCAGCUGAAACGGUUUUCAUGUAUCUUUACCACACGCCCCUGUGGACAUCUGAGAGGGUGAAGUGAGGGCAGAGGAUUGGCAAAAGCAAGAGAACAAAACCUUUACCACCACAUGACCUGGAUUGCUAAGGAAAGGUCCAUGGCCCCUUGGUUCCAGACUGACCCACAUCCUCUCACCCACGGAACGGGCCUCUCUGCAGGGAAGUGGCUAGCCGGCCAUCCCAGAGAACACCGGUUCUUCUGACUGCUCCACAGCCGCUGCUUGAAUUCAAAAACACCUAACAACAAACGUUCUGUGCAGAAGAUAAAGAUGAGGUACAGAGAACCUAUCAAUUAAAAAACUUAUUUACAAAACAACAGGAAAUUGGAGAUUUGCCUGGAUGGUUGAUAACAUUAAGGUAUUACUGCUAAUGUUUCUAGAAAUGAUAAAACCACGGCCCUCAAGUCCUUAGAGAUACAUGCUACAGUAUUAUUGGGUGAGCACUAAUGAUGUCUGGGAUAUCCCUCCAGAACACCGGAUACAAGAGGGGCAGGAGGUGGAGAUGAAGACGGGCUACGAGCUGAGCAAUGCUGAAGCUCGAUGACAGGCACCCGGGGCUUAGUUUACUAUUCUGUCUACUUAUCUGUUUCAAAUGGUCCAUUAAAAAUGUUAAGUUAAAAAAUAUAGGAAAGCCUGAAUGAUGCAUAAAACUUUUGGAAACAGAUAAAUGAGCUGAUUUUCAUGACACAGAAAAGAAUUCCGAUUUUUUUCCCCAGAGUGCCUUUUAUAAAGUCAGUUUCCCUACUGAACUGCCAAUGUCACUUUCAAAGCAAUAAAUACUGGAUAAAAGAUGUGGGUAAAAAAGCUUGAAAGCUGUAAGCGCCAAACUGCUGUAAACUGAAGUUUAAAACCGAAGAUAUCACAGCAGAAAUGGUUUAAAUCAAAGUGCCAAGCAGAUUUGACU